AUGCUUAAGCAGGGUCGUCUCGACCGCAAGUACGACGGUAUCGUCGACUGCUUCAAGCGUACCGCCGCUGACGAGGGUGUCAUGUCCCUGUGGCGUGGUAACACCGCCAACGUCAUCCGUUACUUCCCCACCCAGGCCCUGAACUUUGCCUUCCGUGACAAGUUCAAGAAGAUGUUCGGUUUCAAGAAGGACCGUGACGGCUACUGGUGGUGGAUGGCUGGUAACCUGGCCUCCGGUGGUGCCGCUGGUGCCACUUCCCUGCUCUUCGUCUACUCCCUCGACUACGCCCGUACCCGUCUGGCCAACGACGCCAAGAACGCCAAGAAGGGUGGUGAGCGCCAGUUCAACGGUCUCGUUGACGUCUACCGCAAGACCCUCGCCACUGACGGUAUUGCCGGUCUCUACCGUGGUUUCAUGCCCUCCGUUGCUGGUAUCGUCGUCUACCGUGGUCUGUACUUCGGCAUGUACGACUCUAUCAAGCCUGUCGUCCUCGUCGGUUCCCUCGCCAACAACUUCCUUGCCUCUUUCGCUCUCGGUUGGUGCGUCACCACCGGUGCCGGUAUCGCCUCUUACCCUCUUGACACCAUCCGUCGUCGCAUGAUGAUGACCUCUGGUGAGGCCGUCAAGUACAAGGGUACCUUCGAUGCUGGUCGCCAGAUCGUUGCCAAGGAGGGUGUCAAGUCUCUCUUCAAGGGUGCUGGUGCCAACAUUCUCCGUGGUGUCGCCGGUGCUGGUGUCCUGUCCAUCUACGACCAGCUCCAGGUCCUCCUCUUCGGCAAGGCCUUCAAGGGUGGCUCUGGCUAA
Molecule: messenger RNA, 804 nt
Organism: Colletotrichum truncatum
Lineage: Eukaryota; Fungi; Ascomycota; Sordariomycetes; Glomerellales; Glomerellaceae
Product: carrier protein
Biological process (GO): mitochondrial ATP transmembrane transport; mitochondrial ADP transmembrane transport
Cellular component (GO): mitochondrial inner membrane
Molecular function (GO): ATP:ADP antiporter activity
Source: RefSeq, a predicted model, not a curated record